CCUGAAGCGGUGGUGGUGUGGUGCGUGAGAGGAGAGGGCGGCGAAGCGGUCUCUAGCCCAGCCCCAUCCGUGGCCGGUGAUGGCGGCGGUGCUGUCCCCGCGGGUGUGCGACAGCGACCCAGCCACGCCCGGAGCCCAGUCUUUAAAGGAUGACAUAGAAGAAAAUUCAAAUGAUGGCAGCCAACCAUCUAAAAGGCGCCGCAUGGGCUCAGGAGACAGCUCACGAAGUUGUGAGACUUCAAGUCAAGAUCUUAGUUUUAGUUAUUUUCCAGCUGAAAACCUGAUAGAAUACAAAUGGCCACCUGAUGAAACUGGAGAAUAUUAUAUGCUUCAAGAACAAGUUAGUGAAUACUUGGGGGUAACCUCCUUUAAGCGAAAAUAUCCAGAUUUAGAAAGACGAGAUCUUUCUCACAAAGAGAAACUUUACCUCAGAGAAUUAAAUGUCAUUACGGAAACACAGUGUACUUUAGGUCUAACUGCCUUGCGCAGUGAUGAAGUAAUUGAUCUGAUGAUUAAAGAAUACCCUGCCAAACAUGCAGAGUACUCAGUUAUACUUCAAGAGAAAGAACGUCAACGAAUAACUGACCACUAUAAAGAGUAUUCUCAAUUGCAGCAGCAGAAUACUCAAAAAGUUGAAGCAAGUAAAGUUCCAGAGUAUAUUAAGAAAGCUGCCAAGAAAGCUGCAGAAUUCAACAGCAAUUUAAACCGUGAACGAAUGGAAGAAAGACGGGCCUAUUUUGAUUUACAAACACAUAUUAUCCAGGUGCCUCAAGGAAAAUAUAAAAUCUUACCUACAGAAAGGACAAAAGUUAGCCCUUAUCCAGUGGCUCUCAUACCAGGCCAGUUUCAGGAGUACUAUAAAAGAUACUCUCCUGAUGAACUUCGAUAUUUGCCACUAAAUACAGCUCUUUAUGAGCCCCCCUUAGAUCCAGAUCUGCCAGCGCUGGAUAGUGAUGGAGAGUCAGAUGAUGUAGAAGAGCGAGCAGAUGAAAAGCGGAAAAUCAAAGGCAAUUCGGUAAACCAAAAUGACAACUCAUCUGGCAAUGUGUCUGAAGGUGAAUGCACAGCAGAAAACCAGGAAGAACCUUUGCAGGGAAAACAAAAAACAAGAGAGAGAAAUUCUACUCCAAGAAAAGAGGGUUCCAAACGAUCUGUAUCCAAAUCGGUUCCUGGGUACAAGCCAAAGGUCAUUCCAAAUGCUAUAUGUGGAAUUUGUCUGAAGGGUAAGGAGUCCAACAAGAAAGGGAAGUCUGAAGCACUUAUACACUGCUCCCAAUGUGAAAACAGUGGACAUCCGUCCUGUUUGGAUAUGUCUGCAGAGCUUGUUGCAAUAAUUAAGACCUAUCCUUGGCAAUGUAUGGAGUGUAAAACAUGCAUUAUAUGCGGGCAGCCUCACCAUGAGGAAGAAAUGAUGUUUUGUGAUGUGUGUGAUCGUGGCUAUCAUACAUUUUGUGUGGGGCUUGGUGCUAUCCCUUCAGGUCGCUGGAUUUGUGACUGUUGUGAAAGGCAACCCCCAAUUCCCAGGGCCAGAGGAAGAAGAGGGAAGAACAGCAAAGAAGGAUAACUGCAUAUUAACUUCAUAAAAAUUAGUGCUAAACAUGGUGCUACUCUAUUUACCACUGUACAAGGAAAAACACCACUCAAAAACAGUUUCAUUAAAUAAAAACUUUUUAAUUUUAA
Crotalus tigris (Tiger rattlesnake) is the source of this 1680-nucleotide messenger RNA. RefSeq names its product PHD finger protein 10 (gene PHF10). The record is from RefSeq and is a predicted model, not a curated record. The coding region runs from base 80 to 1564 and encodes 494 amino acids. NCBI's taxonomy places the organism in Eukaryota, Metazoa, Chordata, Lepidosauria, Squamata, Viperidae. Gene Ontology annotation, cellular component: npBAF complex. The transcript is spliced from 12 exons.